AUGAACUGGCCACCGCAAGACAACGGGCCGGGGAUGCAAUGGGGACCGAGUCAGAUGCCUGGGGGACCGAUGAACAUGAAGGCGGGCUUUAACGGUCCACCACCGGGCUAUGGCGGACCUGUCCCUCCAGGCGUAGGGCAUCCCAGUGGUGGUGAUCCUAAUCCCUUCCCAGGGCCCCCGAUGCCUCCACAGCCCAGGACGCAUAGAGCGCCACCGACUACACCAGCGGCCGCCACCCCACAGACGUACGACAUCCGAUCGCAGAUUCUGGACAACGUGCGUGCAAACUUUCCUCUACGGAAGGAGAAGUUCGCCGACCCUUCGAUCAAGAAGGCGUUCCUCAUUACACUUGCUCGUGCGCACUUCGACCUCCACGGCGAAGGUGAUCCUUCGCCUCCCUUCACGAUGGUCACCCGGGGCUUGGAAGGGGAGCUGCCAAAGUAUACACUCGAAGAGAGCGACGAGUGCCCAACUGCGGCCGCGGCGCUCGAGUCACUUCUUCGGCGUACGGCGUUGGAAUUGGCUUUGUUCUCCCGGAAAGGGUUGUUCAAUGUAGAACGCAUUCAGGAGGAUGAUAGGCACCCAAGAGUUCUUCAAAUCCUCAGGUCGGCCAAGAAGGCCCAAGAGACAAGUGAGAAGCCAGAGGAGCCUACGAAGACUGGUCAAAAGACUCCAGGAAGCAGCGCCAAACCCACACGGAAGGCAUCAGUGAGGUCUGAACCUGAAGAACGACAGGUGUAA
Saxophila tyrrhenica is the source of this 741-nucleotide messenger RNA. RefSeq lists its product as uncharacterized. The coding region runs from base 1 to 741 and encodes 246 amino acids. The transcript has 2 exons. The record is from RefSeq and is a predicted model, not a curated record. NCBI's taxonomy places the organism in Eukaryota, Fungi, Ascomycota, Dothideomycetes, Mycosphaerellales, Extremaceae.